Salvia hispanica is the source of this 858-nucleotide messenger RNA. Lineage: Eukaryota; Viridiplantae; Streptophyta; Magnoliopsida; Lamiales; Lamiaceae. The record is from RefSeq and is a predicted model, not a curated record.
AUGGGUGACGAGUCCAAAGAGCUCCCGUCCCAAGUAUUUGAGUUGUUUCAUUUUAGAUAUCUUACUUUAAUCUGCUCUUCAAAUGUUCCCUCAGCCAUAUCUAAUCUUGUGAAUCUUCAAACCUUGAUCAUUCUUCCAACUUCAGGCAUGCUUCCAAACUGUAACAUGAUUGCAUCUUUUGGCAUGCUUCCUGUUUAUUAUACUAGGAAAAGACAUUGGAGAGAAGGUAGAGAUCAUUUCUCUUUGCCAUCAGAGAUUUGGAGGAUGCAACAACUAAGGCAUCUUGUCCUCUAUGAUCUUUAUAUGCUACCUCAUCCCUCAGAUGGAUCAAAUCCAAGCCUUCCUCUGGAAAAUCUCCAAACUCUUCCUUACAUAAAAGAUCUUGUAUGGACUGAAAAGAUAUUGCAAAUGAUCCCAAAUGUCAUAAGUUUGGGUCUUGUGUACCAGAUGGAGAAAAGAUAUCACCUCCAUCUUCUUAAGCAUUUGCAUCAACUUGAAAAGUUGAAAUUAUAUGGGCUUUAUAGUUUUUCUUGGAUGGAGCAUAUCACAGUUACCUUUCCUAGGAUACUAAAAAAGUUGACCUUAGUGGGUGGUGAAUUUCCAUGGGAGGAUAUGAGUAUUAUUGGUUCAUUGCCUAAUCUACAAGUGCUUAAACUAAGGGAUCAAUGUUUUGGUAAAACAUGGGAAACAGCAGAUGGAGAAUUUCCUGAACUGAGAUAUUUGUUAAUUGAGGGAUCAGGUCUUGAGUGCUGGAUAACUGAGAGCAGCCACUUCCCGAGACUCAAGUGUCUAGUGCUUAGUUGUUGUCAGGAUUUAAGGGAGAUUCCACAAGAUAUGGGUGAAAUUCCGUUGACAUAA